AUGCCAAUUAGGUCGAACAUGUUUUCAGAUUUCAUCUGGUCGUUUAUGUCGAAACCGGAAGCUGUAAAACCAGCGACCAAGAGCCGCCUCUUCCUUCUUCCUCCCGAGCUCCGGAACGUUAUCUACGAAUACGUCCUAACCACACCAGACGCAACGCUAAAGUACACGACAAACGACACCUCCGGCCACAAACAGCUCAAUCAGCUACAGUAUGUCAAUAAACAGCUACACCAGGAGUGCGCACACCUUGAGUUGAAGUUCAAUACUACCAUCACGAUCUCUACCCGGGCCGAAGGCAAGACCACUGCCACCGAACAAUUCUUUGCGCUUCUCGCAUCUCUUCCAGAAGAGAAACACAAAUGGCUCCGAACUGUGGCUCUGCAAAAUACCGACGCUGAUGUGAACGAGUACUUGACGCAAAGGAAUAAUCCAGGCAAAACGGCCCUCACACAGAUCGACAACCAAGCCAACAUGUGUCGACUAGCGAAACUGUGCAGACAGAUGCCAUAUAUUACCGUGGAAUUCAAAUGGUCAAUGUUCAGCGCCAAAGUGCUGAAGACAGCCUCUAAUGGACCUGUCGUUCCUCUCAUGGUAAUCGCACUUGGGGUUGCCUUAUCAGAGCUUCUCUUAGGUGACUCAAGGACCGAACUCUGGCCUAUGGAACCGAACGCCAGACCAGUCAUAGAAAAAGGGUUGGAGAUCGUAAGAGGGUGGAACGUAUUUGAUAUAAAGGGCGAGACGUCGCAACCAUUACAUGAGAGUUUACGGGCGGAUAAUUUGCACUUCUUCCCCAUGGAAGAUAUCCUAGAAUCGGAGGAAGUCCCCGUACGCACAGGAGCUCACUUCAACAAUAAAGGGGAAGAUCUUUCGCCGAUAUGGACAGCGACGAUUAGGAAGUGGGUGGCGGAGGGUCUAUAA
Alternaria incomplexa is the source of this 918-nucleotide messenger RNA. RefSeq lists its product as uncharacterized. The record is from RefSeq and is a predicted model, not a curated record. The transcript has a single exon. The coding region runs from base 1 to 918 and encodes 305 amino acids. NCBI's taxonomy places the organism in Eukaryota, Fungi, Ascomycota, Dothideomycetes, Pleosporales, Pleosporaceae.